This is a messenger RNA of Ustilago hordei, 1113 nucleotides long. RefSeq lists its product as uncharacterized. NCBI's taxonomy places the organism in Eukaryota, Fungi, Basidiomycota, Ustilaginomycetes, Ustilaginales, Ustilaginaceae. Gene Ontology annotation, molecular function: pyridoxal kinase activity. Gene Ontology annotation, biological process: pyridoxal 5'-phosphate salvage. The transcript has a single exon. The coding region runs from base 1 to 1113 and encodes 370 amino acids. Gene Ontology annotation, cellular component: cytosol. The record is from RefSeq and is a predicted model, not a curated record.
AUGGCAGCCAACGUUCCUGACUCGACCCGCAUCCUCAGCGUCCAGUCCCAUGUAGUAUCAGGCUAUGUCGGCAAUCGAUCUGCCACCUUUCCCCUUCAACUUCUCGGCUGGGAUGUAGACGUAACCAACACAGUCCAGUUCUCCAAUCACACUGGCUAUGGUCGGUGGGGUGGACUCCGAUUCGAUGCAGACCACCUCUCCGACAUUUUCUCCGGACUUGAAAAGAACGGUCUUCUCCGAUACUCGCGCAUGCUCACCGGCUAUAUGCCCUCCGCAGCCGUCGUUCAAACCGUUCUCGAACUAGUCAAAAAACUCCGCACAAGGCAAGGCGCACAAGAAAGAGGCCUCAUCUACCUGCUCGACCCAGUCAUGGGAGACAUGGGCAGAGGAAUGUAUGUUGCGCCCGAAGUCCUACCUAUCUACCAAGAAAUGCUGCAGUAUUCAACGAUCAUCACACCCAACCAGUUUGAAGCUCAAGCAUUGACAGGUAUCAAUAUCACUGGUCUUCAGAGCUUGAAGAACGUCAUCCUGACGCUGCACAAGAAGCAUAAAGUGCCGCACGUUAUCAUUACUUCUGUUGAGUUGCCGGAUGAAGAUCUUGCUGCUAUUGGUGCUCAUAAGACACUGCCUGAUGGUAGACCGGCGAUGCUGCAAGUCGGAUCUAGCUGCGAUAUUUCUCUCGAUGCCAGCGGGGAGAGACAGGCGCCAGAAUUGGAAGACCAGGGAUUGGAGAUCUGGUCGAUUCAGUUCCCGGAAGUUCAGGGAUACUUUUCGGGUGUGGGUGAUAUGUUCGCAGCGCUGACAUUGGGAAGGUUUCAACCAGAAAGCCAAGACUCAGCUGCUGAUGGAGCAGUGAAUGGAGAAACAGGCAAGCCGCUGACUCCGAUAGCAAAAGCAAGCGAGCUGGCUAUUGCUAGUCUUCAAGGAAUCCUCAGCAAUACAUGCAAAGUCAUUGACGAGUUAGAAUCAAACGUAGGCAACAAGGGCGAUCGUGUAGAUGAGGCGCAAGCGAAAGUGGACCGGAUGAGGAGAAGAGAGCUGAGAGUGGUUCAGAGUAAGAAGGAGAUCGAGUCUCCUACUAUUGUGUACCGAGCGAAAUGGAUCGGUGCAUGA